Salpingoeca rosetta is the source of this 2066-nucleotide messenger RNA. Its product is annotated as TTC26 protein. Gene Ontology annotation, molecular function: protein binding; intraciliary transport particle B binding. Gene Ontology annotation, cellular component: ciliary basal body; ciliary base; intraciliary transport particle B. The record is from RefSeq and is a predicted model, not a curated record. Gene Ontology annotation, biological process: intraciliary transport involved in cilium assembly; intraciliary anterograde transport. The transcript has 13 exons. The coding region runs from base 41 to 1708 and encodes 555 amino acids. Lineage: Eukaryota; Choanoflagellata; Craspedida; Salpingoecidae.
AUUUCGCCUACCAACGGUCGCAGACAACCAAACCAACAAGAUGAUUCUGUCCCGAUCCAAGCCCGCGGAGUCGCGGGAUGAGCAGGCCAUGUCGAGGUCUCGCUCCACCAAGAAGAAGGAGCUGCCGAAGCUCGAAGAUUUUCUUCAGAAGCGCGACUACGUUGGCGCUCUCACCUUGCUCGAGUUCAUGGAUGGUUCAGGGAAGCCCAUUGAUGCGCAGGAUGAGUGGAUUGCCUACUGUGCUUUUCAUCUUGGCGACUAUCGCCGCGCCCUUCAGACGUACAAGAAGCUGUUGGCUUCGGAGGGCAGCUCGGAGAGAAUAUGGCUGUACCUUGCCUGCUGCUGCUUCUUCCUGGGCAUGUACGAGGAAGCAGACGCGGCUGCGCAAAAGGGGCCACAGUGUGCUCUCAAGAACCGCCUUCUCUUUCACCUCGCACACAAGUUUGGAGACGACAAGCGGUUGAUGACAUACCAUCAGCAGCUGCAAGACAUCAUGGAAGACAAGAUGUCGCUUGCGUCCAUCCACUACAUGCGCAGCCACUACCAGGAGGCCAUCGACACAUACAAGCGCAUUGUGCUGGAGGACACGAACAUGGUUGCGCUCAACGCCUACAUUGCGCUGUGCUACUACAAGCUGGACUACUACGACGUGUCCCAAGAGAUUAUCAACGUCUACCUCAUGAGCUUCCCAGACUCGGCCAUCGCCCUCAACCUCAAGGCGUGCAACCACUUCCGGCUGUACAACGGCAAGGCAGCCGAGCAAGAGCUGAUGACACUCAAGGAGAAGGCGUCGCUCUCGUUUGAGUUUGCACAGGACCUCAUCAAGCACAAUCUCGUUGUCUUCCGGGACGGCGAAGGCGCACUGCAGGUGUGGAGCAAGCUGCUGGAUGUUAUCCCCGAGGCGCGGCUGAACCUCGUUAUCUUCUUCCUCCGCCAAAACGACCUCGACGAAGCGUUCAAGCUCGUGAAGGACAUGGAGCCCAGCACCCCGCCGGAGUACAUCCUGAAGGGCGUAGUGAAUGCGUGCAUUGGGCAGGAGCAGGACUCGAGCGACCACCUCAAGCUCGCCCAGCAGUACUUCCAGCUCGUCGGUGGAUCUGCCUCAGAAUGCGGUCAGUCGGCUGUCGUUGUUGUUGGAGGUGGUGUUCGGUGGUGCUGUUGGUGUUGCUGUUGGUGUUCUUGCCCUUGCCUUUGUUCUUCUUGUCCUUCUUGUCUUCGUAAACUUUGGCAUACCAAGAGAGAGAGUGUGUGUGUGUGUGUGAAAUGGCACGAGGCCGAGGAGACGUUUCUGCUCGUGCAGUCCGAGGCGUACAAGUCCGACUACACCUACCUCUCCUGGCUUGCCCGCUGCUACAUCAUGAACAAGAAGCCGCGACUGGCGUGGGAGCUGUAUCUUCGCAUGGAAACGUCCGCUGACUCGUAUCUCCUCCUCCAGCUCAUCGCACACGACUGCUACAGGAUGGGGGCGUUCUACUACAGCGCCAAGGCGUUUGACGUGCUUGAGCGGCUUGACCCGAGCCCCGAGUACUGGGAGGGCAAGCGCGGCGCGUGUGUCGGCGUGUUCCAGCAGAUCAUUGCUGGGCACGAGCCCAAGGAAGGACUGAGGGAGAUUCUUGCCAUGUUGCGCAACUCAAACAACCCGCAAGUGGACCAGAUUUCCCGCGUCAUGCGCAAGUGGGCAAAGGACAAGCGCAUCCCCGUCAUGUGAUGUGGUGUUGUACGCGCGCAUGUAUCUCUUCUGUGUGUGUGCGUGCGUGUUUGUGCGUGCGUGUGCGUGUUGAUCUCCCCCGUCUCCUUGUCUGCCCGCCCCUGCAUGUGCCUGUGUGUUUGGGCGCUCGAAUAUUUGCCUGUCUGUGCGGAUUCAUUUGCUGUUGCCCUGCUUGUCCCUCUUUGUGUUGUGCGUGCAUGCGCAUGUUGACAUGCUAUUGUUUGUUUCACUCUCGUUGUUCAGCACACCCCAUCCUUUCUUGACAUACGUGGUUCUCGCUUUCUGCUUGUAGUUCAAUCCCAGAAAGUACACAUGUGCACUCAUCCCCUGCUGUGCCAAUAACACCUGAACAGCAGGC